AUGAACUCCUCGGAAAAGGGAACUGACGAGGUGGAUCUUGACAACAACACGCAACACAGCCUCUGGCUCGGCUCGAUCACACAGGCUACAAUCACCCGCGGACGACGGACGACGGACGACGCAAGAAGCCCCUCGAAAAAAGAGGAGCAGUACGGAGCAAGACGAACCAACAACCAUCGACGAGAACACCAUCGAACCCAAAACCCACGAAAGAAGAACGGAAAACGGGAAACAACAGAGAUGAUCCUCCGGACCCGCCUCUCCCUCUACUUCCACCUCUACCCGCUCAAAGCGAGAUUGGCUGUUUUGGGGUUGUUCUUAGGGGUCGUGGUCCUGCUCGUCGGUGGGGGCAGGUUGGCCGAACCGAUCCCACCCCACCUACACCCGCACCGACAAUCACAAUAUCUCCAACACCAUCAAAAUCAUCCGCACUCCGACCACUUUCACUCAAACGCUUCCUACGCCUCGUCUUACGAAUACUCGGAACCGAAAAAGGCUUCAGUUUCACGUUGGGGCGUCCUUUCCAGGUACAGAGGCAAGGAGGAAGUCCAGCUGGAUGGAGGUGCGGGUGGAGGGUUGUUGAUCACCGGUGGUGGAGGGAAUAUCGGCAAACAACUAAUCAAGCGGCUUCAAGCGACUUCGCCUUCGGUCCCGUUGGUCGUCGUGGAUCCGAUCUUUCACGAAGAGGAAUUACGGGCUUUCACUCGUCGAUCGUUGUCUGGCCAUCUCACCGAUCAGUCGAACAAGGACGAUUACGCUCUCAACGAGAAUGACAACGACGACGACGACGGGUUGUUCACCUACUACCGGGGAGACAUCCGAAACACCACCCUCUUGAACGAGAUCUUUUCUCAUCCGACACGCAAGAUCUCGGGAGUGAUCAACCUCGCCGCCGUCUCCCGCGUGCUUUGGUGUCUGGAGAACCAAGCGGAUUGUACGGCCGUCAACGUGGACGCCGUAGCUGGGUUGUUGGAUGCGCUUCCUGGGUCUUCAGCUUGGGUGGAACGGACUCAGGGAGAAGGCGGCAAGAACGCGGAUGGAGGGAGGUUGCCUUGGUUCAUCCAAGCUUCCUCCAGAGAAGUGUAUGGGGAUACGAAACCCGGGGAACAUAUCACCGAAUCUUCGGCUACCGUUCCUUCCAAUGUUUACGGUCAAUCGAAACUCUCGGCGGAACACGCUAUACAGGCCUUUAUCGACCGGGAAAAGGAGAGGACGGCUGCGAAGGGGACGUUGCAGGCGAUCGCGCUCAGGUUGAGCAACGUCUAUGGGGGAGAGUUUGAUCAUCGCGAGAGACUGGUACCGGCCAUGAUGACCCAGGCGAUCGCGCAUAGGACGAUCCAGAUGGUGGGCGGGGAUCAAUUUCUCGACAUGGUUCACAUCGACGACGUGGUGGACGCCAUCAUCCUCUCCAUCCAGCGACUCUCGACCCGCUCGCACUCCCGUCGUUUCGGUCUUUUCCCUCAUCGUCUCCCCGCCACCUUUGAGCAGUUCAACGUCGCCGCUGGACGUGCCGUCUCGGCCAUCGAGCUCGUCCGCAAGAUCUUGCACCUGACGCGGAGCAAGUCGCCCAUCCAGACGAUCCCUUCCGAUGCGAGGUUCCCGGCAAGGUACGAGGGAAGCACCGAGCUGGCCACGAGCGUGCUCGGUUUCACGGCCAAGGUCGGGAUCGACGAGGGGUUGUGGAGGUUGGCCAAGGCCUAUUAUCAGCAGAGCCGGGGAUAUCUGGAGAGGAAACGGGACAAGGAAUGCCGAACCCGAAGUUACUCCCGUGCGGACCUCUUGGCCCUUUCUGGGUGUACGGUCAACGUCGUCGGCAACCAUCGCGGCGAGAUUAGCUACCUCGACCUCGACCACAAGACUCUGGAUACGAACGACAAGUGGCGCUGGGCCUGGUCUUACAACCCUCGGACUUACGACUUUAAUCUAACCGAACGGGUGGAUGGGAAGCUCGGAUUUAGACUGGGUUACGACGAAAAGGGAUCGUACGAGACGGUCAACGUCACUUCGGCCGGUACCACUUAUACGGACUUUGAGGUCGACCUGGAUGAAACGACGGGAUACGUCCACCUCGGUCUCGCCAACGGCGGAGGCUACUUUCUGCCACCUGCCUCUCAGAACGUCACCACCCGGGUCUCGCCUGACAAGCUCGCCGAGCCGUACUUUAGGAUCAUCCCGAUCUGCUGUGAGAAAGCAGCUCCCUGGCCGUUCAUGGACGAAGACCCCCUCGCUUCUGCCAUCAACGACAUGAAGUAUGAGCGGACGGCGCCUUUUCGCGGGUCUCAGCAUGAAACGCUGUGUCAUCGCAUGUCGCGCGCGCUCGAUAUCGUCAAGGAUCAUCUGGACCGAUUGGAGGCGUACCCGUUCCCGUUGCAUAUAGAAGAGGCCGAGCUGCCGGCUGGAAACCCGGGACAAUGGAAGCAUCGUCACAUGAAGACGUGCACGAACCUCUGCGAUCAUCCGACGACCUGCCUGGAUACUGGCGAUUGCGCUUGCGUAUUGUCCUCCUGCACAUCCAUCGCCCGGUUCCCCUUUGCCUCGUCCGCCAACUUGGAUCAAUUCUCUUAUCCUCCCAUCAGCAAUAACAUCGACCCGAAGGACAACCAGUCCCUGAUCAACUUGGUCGAACACAAAUCCUGGCUAAACGUCCUCCGUCCCGCUGCUAGCCGGUACCUCGCUCGGGACCCCAAGUUUCCUCCAGUCCACGUUACACAGCUUCCUCCCGACGUGGUCGAAAAUCGAAAGGCCGAGUGGUGGAAGUACGACCGUUUCUUGCCCGGCAAGCCCGGAUGUUUCAGCGCGGAUUCGAUCUUGGAGCGCGGGUUGGCGUCGAUGAAUACGUCGUACGCCGAGGACGGCUUUGUUUUCUUGCCCUACUUUCAGGGAAGCAUCUGGUACCCCAACGUGGAGGGCUGGCGUCAAAAUGCCCUGCAGCACCAUCUUCCCUGGUCGUUCGACGAGACCAAGUGGAUCGUACCUUUUACGCACGAUUGGGGAGUCUGUAACACGUUUACGUUUGACGUCUUUUCGAUCCGGCACCGCAAGGAUACGGCAAUCCCUGUCGUUAGGCAGGGUACCGCCUGGUCCGUCAUGGGGGAUCUGAACAGCGACUGCUACCGUUACGACAUGGACGUUGUAAUCCCGCCGCGCGCUUGCCUAAUGCCUAAACUUGUGAAACACUUUGCAACAAUCGCUGACGUCCGCCCCUCUCGACAACGCAAGACUUUGGCGACCUUCAAGGCCACCUAUAUGGGAACCGGCUCGCAGGCUCGGCACAAGAUGACGUGCGCAAGGCCUUUCGACCAUAGCAAGUCACCAAGUCUCGAGGGCGGAAACGAAUUGCAAACCAUAUGGAAUGGCUACGGCGACUAUGGCGACUACCUGACGUUGCUAGCCGAUACCGUGUUCUGUCCACUGGUUCGGGGGACUACCGGGUGGGCGAGCCGAACGGUUGAUAGCAUCUACGCCGGCUGCAUCCCGGUACUGUUCGGUGACCAAGCCCAUCUCGCCUUCUGGGACGUCCUCGACUGGUCGAAAUUCAGCGUCACCAUUCUCGAAAGUCAGAUGGAUCGACUCGAAGAGAUUCUGCUUAGCUACACUUGGGAACAGGUCGCCGAUCUUCAAGCCAACCUGAUGCUCGUCAGAGACGCCUUUAUCUACCCGCUCGACGACGACUUUGCCGAUCAACCCUACCAGAAAGGACCGCUCUUUUACGCCCUGCAUUCGACCGCCUUGACGAGCUUUACGAAAUACCCGACCGAAUAGAAUAGAUGGGUGAUGGUACCACGACUGAAGGGAGAAAGGAGAUCCGCGU
Molecule: messenger RNA, 3811 nt
Organism: Filobasidium floriforme
Lineage: Eukaryota; Fungi; Basidiomycota; Tremellomycetes; Filobasidiales; Filobasidiaceae
Exons: 9
Coding region: 1-3762 (1253 amino acids)
Source: RefSeq, a predicted model, not a curated record